This is a messenger RNA of Cordyceps militaris CM01, 1323 nucleotides long. Its product is annotated as NRPS-like enzyme, putative. The record is from RefSeq and is a predicted model, not a curated record. Bases 1 to 1323 code for a protein of 440 amino acids. NCBI's taxonomy places the organism in Eukaryota, Fungi, Ascomycota, Sordariomycetes, Hypocreales, Cordycipitaceae. The transcript has 3 exons.
AUGGCAUUUGCGACCUCUCACAAUGGCGUCAGUGGAAAUGUCAACGAUCUCCUCGACACGAGUCCACAAAACGCCGUCAACAUCAACGAGAUCAGAGCUCGAUUUCCGGGUCUACCCGAGGGAACGGCGCUCUUCAAUAAUGCUGCAGGGACUGUUGUUCUAAAGGACGCAAUAGAAAGCGCCAGCAAGCUAAUGCAGUCGAUGCCAAUGCCUGGAGGGUCAGACACGAAGAGCAUGGAGGCGAUACAUGCAUACCAGAAGAACAAGACUACAGUAGCUGGAUUCCUGAAUGCUGGUACAGAUGAAAUCACAUUUGGUCAGUCAACCACUUGCUUGUUUCGCCUACUCGGCAUUUCCCUCAAGCCGUUGUUGAGUAGUGACUGCGAAAUCGUCUGUUCGACUCUGUGCCACGAGGCAAUGGCCAGCGCUUGGAUUCGCCUGGCCCGCGAUUUGGGCGCCACGAUCAAGUGGUGGUCGCCGAACCAGGACGACCCGGACGACCCGCGUCUCAGCCUCGAGAGGCUGCAGCAGCUCUUGACGCCCAAAACGCGCAUCGUCACCUGCAACCACGUGUCCAACGUCAUCGGGAGCAUCCAUCCGAUCCGCGCGGUCGCCCGUCUUGUCCACCAAACCCCGGGCUGCAUGCUCAUGGUGGACGGGGUGGCGUGCGUGCCGCACCGGGCCGUAGACGUCAAGGCGCUCGAGGUCGACUUCUACUGCUUCAGCUGGUACAAGGUCUUUGGGCCCCAUCUUGCGACGCUGUAUGCCAGCCGCCGGGCGCAGGACCGGUACAUGACGAGUCUGAAUCACUUCUUUGUUCCGUCGGGCUCGCUCGACGGUAAACUCGCGCUGGGCAUGCCCUCGUUUGAGAUGCAGAGCAUGUGUGGCCCCAUUGUCCGCUAUCUGCAGGAUUUCGUCGGCUGGGAGACGAUUGUGAGGCAGGAGACGCUGCUGACCAGGAUCGUGCUGGACCACCUGCUCAGCAAGCCGGCCGUCUACCGCGUCUUUGGGCGGCGCGUGUCGGAUCCGACGCAGCGCGUGUCCAUCAUCACAUUUGAGGUCCGCGGUCAGCAGUCGGGGGAUGUCGUGUCCCGCAUCAAUGCGAGAAAUCGGGUCCGCAUUGUGGCGGGGGAGUGUCUGGCGCCUCGUCCGACACGGGACGUCCUGAAGCCGGAAAGCAGCGAUGGGUUGAUUCGGGUGAGCAUUGUUCAUUAUAAUACGGUACAGGAGGCUGAGACUCUAUGCGACGAGCUUGACUUGGUCCUCGCGGAGAUGCAAUCCGAGGUUAGAUCGCCGUCAUGGGCAGCUGAGAAGAGCAAAUGA